GUGUUAAACACACUGAUCACAUAAUGUAUGUGUCAGGCUGUUGAGGCAUCAGAUCACUGAACAAGAUAAUGAAGGUAAAGAUAACAUCAGUUGCAGACUUGCAAGCAGGAUGUGGUCAGAUAUCAAGAUACUGUAGGUGGGAUUCACACUUGCCAACAGAGCAAAUUUCUGUAUAAAAGGGUCGACUUGACACCCCAAGAAGAAAGACAAGUCAAUUGUCUUGCUGGCAUCAUGCAUGCUCUGCACAAAUUUCUGCUUUUUCAUGUUCUGACAUGUCUCGGACUAAACGCAGAUGGGAGUGAAAUCAUCAACGGGAAAAAAGUCGAGGAGGGAUCGAUGCAGUAUAUGGCCUCGCUGCAGAACAACAAUAAAGAACAUGUAUGUGGAGGAUUCCUCAUCAGGGAAGACGUUGUGGUCACUGCUGCGCACUGUGAUGAUGCGGGAUUUACAUCUGUUGUUCUUGGCACCCACGAUCUCAAGAAAAAAGAAGAAGAAAUAAGAAGUGAUAUUGAACAGAGAUACAAACACAAAGAUUAUCGGGGUGUAGCUUAUGGUAAUGACAUCAUGCUCCUCAAACUGUCUCAGGGGGCUGGACCGGACAACAGAGUGGAAACAAUUCAACUUCCCACCUCUGAAAUGAACACAAACUCAAAGGAAACCUGCAGUGUAGCUGGAUGGGGUAUAACUGAACGUGGAGCUGUUGAUGAUCUGAGAGUGGUGAAUUUGUCUAUCAUUAAACUACAAGUCUGUAAGGAGCAAUGGCUUCGUGUGGAUCAUAAUCUUCCUGCCAACGUAAUCUGUGCAGGUGGAUACGAAACAGACAAAGGAUUCUGUCAGGGUGAUUCUGGUGGUCCUCUGGUGUGCAACGGGAAGGCUGUUGGUGUUGUCUCUUACAACCGUAGAGAAAACUGUAACUACCCAGAUGUACCCAACGUCUACUUGGAUCUAUAUAAAUACCUUCCCUGGAUCAAGAGCAUCCUCGGAGACAUGAAACAUUAUGAGUAAAAAUCUUGCACAAAGUUUUGCUUCAGCAUACAUUCAUUGUAAUAUGGAGGCAUUGUGGUGUCUCUGAUUGCUCUGUCAGUGUGACCAAAAUUCAAAAUAAAAGCUUAUUUCAAAUACCAUGUUUAAUUUUCUUCCGUAACAACUUCAUCAGAAGAAACAAAUUGUAUUUAAGUGAAUAAUAAUAAUAUCGAGAUUCUACACUUAUACUUAAUAUUCUGUCCAUCUUUGAAAUGAUCAAAAAGACACACUUAUUCUAAAAAAAAAACA
Sebastes umbrosus (honeycomb rockfish) is the source of this 1272-nucleotide messenger RNA. Its product is annotated as duodenase-1-like. Gene Ontology annotation, molecular function: serine-type endopeptidase activity. The coding region runs from base 232 to 1005 and encodes 257 amino acids. Lineage: Eukaryota; Metazoa; Chordata; Actinopteri; Perciformes; Sebastidae. The transcript is spliced from 5 exons. The record is from RefSeq and is a predicted model, not a curated record. Gene Ontology annotation, biological process: proteolysis.